Messenger RNA from Fragaria vesca subsp. vesca, 1358 nucleotides. RefSeq lists its product as uncharacterized. NCBI's taxonomy places the organism in Eukaryota, Viridiplantae, Streptophyta, Magnoliopsida, Rosales, Rosaceae. The record is from RefSeq and is a predicted model, not a curated record. The transcript has 7 exons. The coding region runs from base 427 to 1170 and encodes 247 amino acids.
GGACUUGUCCACACACGCCUUUAAGCUACGACUGUUGGUCACUUAUGGCACAUUUGGAUACGAAUUGGAAUAUGCGUUCGCACCAUAUGAGGAACAUUCGUGAUUCAUGCGCAUCUCUCCCCAGAUUCUAGUUUCUCUAAACUGAAAUAAACCGACCCUUUCAUCCUCUGUUUCUCUAUCUCUCCUUUCCUCUAUUUAUAGACAAAAGUUUCUACGGUGCUCCGGAGUAUUAAGACUCCGGAGAGACUCUGCCCCUAAAUAUCCAUUACAGCCCGACCCUUUCCUCUCAGGUUUACCAAUCCGCCACAUCUUCCAGUGGUACAAUUACAAGCAAUACAUUGGCUCGCCUUCAGCACACCUCUUCCAGCUGUUGCCAGCAAAUUUUUGCUGGCAAUAAAGUCACUUUGGCUUACUUUUGAAAAAUUUAUGAGUCCCCAGAGUACAUUGAAUCCUAGUAGAGCCCUAGCGGGCGUGCAUGGGGUACAUAUUGUGCCUUCUUCACGGUUCGAAUCAGAAGAGACUACUCAAGAUGGGGACUUUGCUCACUCAACUUGUACAAGUUUGGCUAUUGGAACAAGUUUGUCUAUGCAGCGAGUAUGGCAGCAAGCACCACCAUUUUUGAAGCCUAUCCAGGGUUGCAUUCACGGUGAUCGUGACCUUGCAGAAAGAGCUGUUAAUGUGCUCACUUCACUUCCUUUCAUAGUUCUUGGGAUCCAAGCCCCAAGGAAGAAUCUAAACACCAAGCUAUAUGCUAAUUCAUUAAUUGGAGUUGGUGUUGCCUCAAGUUUAUAUCAUUCUUCUAGAGGAAAACUAAGGAAAUAUUUGAGAUGGGCUGACUAUACAAUGAUAGCUACAGCAACAGUGUGCCUCUCAAGAGCCCUCAGAAAUGAAAACUCAAAAUUCCUCAUGGCAGCUUCUGCGGUAUUUCUCCCUAUCCAGCCUCUGAUGGUUUCAGCUGUUCAUACUGGAAUGAUGGAGGUAGCGUUUGCCAAAAGAGCAUUAAAAGAUCCAGAGCUAAAGAUGGCACAUAAUGUACAUAAGCUGUCGUCAUUACUGGGUGGUGUACUUUUUAUUGCAGAUGAUGUGUUUCCCAAAACUCCAUACCUUCAUGCUGCAUGGCAUCUUGCUGCAGCUGUAGGUGUUGGCACCUGCAAUAAGCUUCUCGAGUAGUUAAUUAUCAAUGUAUUAAUCCAUGCGUUCUAUAGUCAAUCAUUAGUAACCAAAAAACUUGAUUUAGGAAAGAAAAAGAAAAGAUUACCUAGAUGUCUGCAUCGGGAAUCGACUCAUUCCAUAUUCCUAAUCAUGAUUCUUUUGCCUCACAUAUUGCCAUAUUAUUUGUAAAUCCAAUUGAGAAGCAA